This is a messenger RNA of Coniosporium apollinis CBS 100218, 399 nucleotides long. Its product is annotated as DNA-directed RNA polymerase I subunit A12. Lineage: Eukaryota; Fungi; Ascomycota; Dothideomycetes. Bases 1 to 399 code for a protein of 132 amino acids. The record is from RefSeq and is a predicted model, not a curated record. Gene Ontology annotation, biological process: DNA-templated transcription; termination of RNA polymerase I transcription. Gene Ontology annotation, cellular component: RNA polymerase I complex. The transcript has 2 exons. Gene Ontology annotation, molecular function: nucleic acid binding; zinc ion binding; DNA-directed RNA polymerase activity.
AUGUCUGCAAUAGGCUCUCUUGUCUUCUGCACCGACUGCGGUAACCUGCUCGACGGUAGUACCGGCGACGAAAAAGCCGUCCUCAUCUGCGGUGUUUGCGGCGCCUCCAACAAAGACACCUCAUCCAAAGUUGUUGUCACUCGGUCAAAGCCUUCGGCAUUCCCCUCUUCCCUGAGGGCGAAACGCUCUGAAGUUCAGACGCUUGGAGAAGAGGAUAUGCAGACUGAAGCCACCAUCCGUCAACCAUGCGAGAAGUGCGGCCGAGAGGAAGUCAAGUACUAUACACUACAGCUCCGGAGCGCCGACGAAGGUAGUACGGUGUUCUACACAUGCGAAUGCGGUCACAAGUAUGAUCUUCCUUCGUCUAUGCCUCAGCCUCUGUUUGCUGACACCGUUUAG